GUAACCGUUAAAAGAAACCGCUCGAAAUACAAACUUUUGUUUCAUAGCGAAAUUGUUCACAGUCCCACUCAAUCAUGGCGUUCAGAAUUCAGUUGCUCUCACCCAUUUCCCUGCUCUUCGCCUUCAUCUUCCAAGUUCCACAUCCCGUCAACUCAUCAGAUGAACUGCCCAAAUUUGUCUUCAGUUGGAUGGACAACGACAACAACAACCAAUUCCUAGCCGGGGAUUUAGCGACCAUCAGGAUAAAAGUGCUCGGAGAAUUCUCCGGCGGUUUCAGCCCUGUUCUCACUGUCAAUGAUAAGGCCGGGAAUAGCUGUUACAUCUCAGGAAUUCUGGUGGAUACUGCAAGCAAUGACACGAAUUCUUGGAGGAUUUCGUUCACUCCCAUCUUGGCGGGAUCGUUUAACAUCGUUAUUGUCGAUGCCCCUUUGAAAGUCUUCGAUUCGUCUCUCCAUUAUCAAGUUGCGCCAGGGAAAAUAUAUCCUUCUGUUUGCAUUGCGACAUGGAUGGAUUCAAUAAGUGAAUUCACUGCUGGGAGUAAAGCUGUGGUCUUUAUAGUUCCUAGGGAUGCAUUUGGGAACAAUGUUACUCAAACUGGUGAGGAUUUGAAUCCUUACAAUUUCACAGUCUCUGUGCUUUAUGUGAACGGUUCUGUUGCAACCGUGCCUAACAUCACGAGCACUGGUUGGAAUGAGUUCGGUUUCAUCUUUGUUGAGUUUCUUGCUACAAAAGCUGGGACGUUUUUGUUGGAUGUGCAAGGGGGGAAUCAGACCUUGAAUGGUUGCUCACUGUCAUUGAAGGUGAAUCCAGGACCUCUAGAUGUUUCGAAUUGCCAGGCCAGGUGGAAGAUUGAAACAAAUGUGUGGCAGAUAUACUCUAAAAUGGAGAUUUUCAUUCACCAGAGAGAUCAAUACGGAAACCUUGUCCCUGGAUUGUAUGAAUUUGAUGCUGAUAUUGUUGAGAAAGGGACCCGUAUGUUAGUACCUGUUGCGGAUUUGCGCUUUGAAGAAAUGCUGCCUGGAAUUCAGCUGUUGUCUUUUGGGUUAUUUGAGCCAGGAAGUUUCUUGCUCACAGUAUCUGAUUUCAAUCAUAGCACAAAUAUCUCUGGAAUGCCAUUUGACUACAUGGUCUUUAUAGGUUACUGUGAUGGAUCAGCAAGCAUUGUCAACGGAACUGGUUUGAAUGAUUCUGUUGCCGGUCAAGCUGCAAAAUUUUCACUCUUUCUGAUCGAUGCCUUUCAAUAUCCAGCUUUUGUUGAAAUAGAAAGCAUAAGAGUGCAAAUUGUGAGGGCAAAUGAUUCCUACUAUGUCCAACCCAGCAUCUUUCCAGUUUUUAAUGGAAACAGAUCAACUGAAAGAACGAAAUUUGGUUCCAUCGGUCAAGUGGAAAGUUCCCCUGCCUAUUCUGCUGAUUUGAGCCACUUGUAUGCUGGACACAGUAAUGUCCUUGCCAGUGGGUUCGAUGUGGUUUAUACCCCUGAAAGGAGCGGGACUUACGCAAUCUUUGUAUUCUGUGGUAAUGUUCUACUGAAUGGCGGCCACUCGUUCAUAAAGGAAGUUAGACCAGGAGGUGUUAAUUUAUCACUCUCUGGAGUAGUCAAAUUUUACCCGAAGGUGGCGAAGCUCAUUCAGAACGACAUAGAGGUGCAAUUGAUGGACUCAUUUUCUAAUCCGGUGCCACUUCUACAGUCAAGGCUGAAGUUGGAGAGUGCUUCUGUUAACAGCUCUGGAUUCUCAGCUGGGAUGUUCAAGGAUAAAGAUAAUGGCUCUUAUACUUGUGGCUAUCUGCUUAAAAAUGUUGGAACUUAUGAGUUCUGUGUUUCAUUCGAUGGACAACGUUUUUCAACCUGCCCCAUCAAGGUCAAUGCAUAUGGUGGUGAUUUUUUUCCAAAAGCUUAUGACGACUAUGUUGCAGUGUCCGAGGAUGAGUCUAUUGCCUUUGAUGUAUUAGGAAAUGACUUCUUUGCUGGAAGUAAUGCAAGCAUAACUCAGUUCUCAAACCCAGGUCGUGGUUCACUUCUGCUGAAUGGACAUGUCUUUCGAUACACUCCCUACAAAGACUACUAUGGAGAUGAUUCUUUUGUCUACACCAUGUCCGAUGUGAACGGAAACUUCGCUACUGCUGCUGUGAACAUUUCAGUUCUUAGCAUCCCUCCUCGGUUUACUUCAUCUCCAAGCGAAGUCCAUGCAACUGAAGACACGAUAAGUCCCCAGUUUGGGGGUUUCCCUGGGUUUGAGGUAAGAUAUUCAGAAUUGGCCGAGGAUAUCACAGUCACUCUUGGGGCACGGUCUGGCACUGUGCUUUUGUCUCCUGUGUUAAUGCAAUUUUUCCAGCCCAUUUCUGGACAACUGGCUGUCGAGAAAGGGGAAGGAGGAAAUAUUUUGAUCUUGAAGGGCCGUGUCGAUGUAAUCAAUUUAGCGCUUCAAUCUGUUCAGUAUGUCGGAAAUGAGAACUUCAAUGGGAAUGACUCUCUUCGAGUUUCAGCUGGCAACACUAAUGGGCAAACGAAUUUGGAUAUCCCAGUCUUAGUAGAACCCAUUAAUGAUCCUCCAUUCAUUAAUGUCCCUAGGUAUCUCAUCUUAAAGGGUAAUGGAGACAGGUCCCUGAUCUUUGAUAAGAAUAGAGACGACUUUGAGUUCUCCAUUGGAGAUCCUGAUCUUGCCUACUAUCCUGGUAGUGAGUCGCAGUUUAUAUUUGCAUUUUCUGUGGAAGUUGACGUUGGAUAUCUAGAAACUAGUCUGCCAGCUCAGCUCAGCCUUACUACUGAAUUGAAGCUACAUAGUAGUCAUAUGUGGCAGCCUCUUCAGACAUAUGUAACUAUCUCAAGACACUUUCUUGUCAGAGCCAGUGGAGUAAGAUUCCGAGGAACAGUGAAUGAUUGCAACAACGUCCUACAACAACUGUCUUAUAAUGGUGGAGAGCAAGUUGCUCUCUUGACGGUGAAAGUAAACGAUAUGGGACACUAUGGCUGUUCUUCUGCAGACUGUGUUGAAAGGAUUUCAGUGCCCAUGUUUGCUGAGGCUACUGUUAGUCUUGUCCAGGGAAGACCAAUGGGCUUAUUGGCAACACACAGCAUAGGAAUAGCCGUUAUUGUCGAAUUUAUCAUCAUGUGUACCCUUGGGGCAAUCCUAUUGUUCUUCACAUGCAAAUGUGCAUUCCUUCUUGUGCAUGACAGAAGAAAUCCUAAAGCCUGGAACUUUAAGGCAUCAACAGCUCAAAACUUCGAGGCUAAAACUCAAAAUGCCGAUCCUUCUGGGGACAGAACAAACAGCAAUUUAUGUUGUUCCACCCCCUUCUUGCAUUGUGGCCAACCUUCUAACUUCAGGAAACGGGCUCGUCUUAACUAUGAACUUGAAGAACCUGGGAAACAUGAAGUCUGUAACCAUCAACCUUCUAGCGUGCUCAUUCAACAAUAUUCUGUUCCUAGCUUUGCGCCACUUUCUAUUGAGAAGGGAAAAUGUUAAAAGGAAUAUUUAGGUGUAUUUGUGAGAAAUGUUAGAAUUUGUGGAAAAGAUACACAUUGAAAUCAUUGAUCUCAUAACUCUCACUCAUGCUGUGUCAUUCACGCCAUUUCAAGGAACUAAUAAAGCAAAAAUAUAGAA
Messenger RNA from Linum trigynum, 3602 nucleotides. The record is from the annotation of a GenBank genome assembly. Lineage: Eukaryota; Viridiplantae; Streptophyta; Magnoliopsida; Malpighiales; Linaceae.